UUUUAUUAAAUUUUCAUCAAAAAAUGCCUACAACUUGUGGUUAUCCAAACUGUAAAUUUCGAUCAAGAUAUCGCGGCCAAGAAGACAAUCGCCACUUUUACCGUAUACCCAAAAGGCCUGCCGUUUUGCGCCAGGCUUGGUUAAAUGCCAUUGGAAGGAAUGAAGAAACAGUCUUAAGAAUUUGUUCUGCACACUUUUUUGGAGGAGAAAAACAUGAGGGGGAUAUUCCUGUAGCUGAUCCACAAAUUGAUACACCAAAAUUUAUUGAAUUACCGCCUAAGGAAUCGAGAACAGCUGAGAGAAAAUCAAGGCUAAAAGGCAGAGAAUUAAUAUUUUAUUAUUAA
This is a messenger RNA of Meloidogyne enterolobii, 344 nucleotides long. NCBI's taxonomy places the organism in Eukaryota, Metazoa, Nematoda, Chromadorea, Rhabditida, Meloidogynidae. The record is from the annotation of a GenBank genome assembly.